UAUCAUUAGUUCACUUCAGACCAUGAUAGGAUACACAAACAUUGUUUUGCUGUCUCUGGCAGUAGGGUUGGCCGUAGCCCGGCCUUAUGGAUCCAGUGUGGAACAUGGAGGUCAUGGUCAUCGUAGGUCCCAGAGCAUGGGGGGAAGCCAUAACCUGGGAAGUGGUGGCAGUGGAGGUGGUCUUCAUCAGGGUGGUUCAAGAGGCGUUGGAGGUGGAAGUCACCAUGGAGGUCCUUCAGGCAUUGGAGGUGGAAGUCAACAUCUAGGAGGCAUUGGUAGUGGAAGUCACCAUGCAGGUCAAGGAGGUAUUGGAAGUGGAAGUCAUCACCAAGGAGGUCUAGGAGGCAUUGGAAGUGGAGGUCAUCAAGGAGGUCUAGGGGGCAUUGGAAGUGGAGGUCAUCAAGGAAGUCUAGGAGGCAUUGGAAGUGGAGGUCAUCAAGGAGGUCUAGGAGGCAUUGGAAGUGGAGGUCAUCAAGGAAGUCUAGGAGGCAUUGGCAGUGGAGGUCAUCAAGGAAGUCAAGGAGGGAUUGGCAGUAGCAGCUUGCAUCAUGGUGGCGGUGGACAACAUGGAGGUUUUGGCUCUUCUCAUCAUGGCGAACAUCAUGGAUUUGACCAUGGUGGAUACAAGAAACAUGGCUAUUAAAUAAGUGUAUUGUAAUUUUUAGGGCUUUUAUUUAUUUAAUAAUAAUUUUGUAAAAGCA
Messenger RNA from Macrosteles quadrilineatus (aster leafhopper), 701 nucleotides. RefSeq names its product acanthoscurrin-2-like. NCBI's taxonomy places the organism in Eukaryota, Metazoa, Arthropoda, Insecta, Hemiptera, Cicadellidae. The record is from RefSeq and is a predicted model, not a curated record. The transcript has 4 exons. Bases 23 to 643 code for a protein of 206 amino acids.